AUGGUAUCAUAUCAGGUAGCUGAUUCACUUGAGAAAGGCACUGAACAUGAAGAUGAAUACAUGAUCAGUGAAAAGGAGCUCCUUGUUAACAGAUUUAUUUCUAUACCAAAAGACAUGGGAGCAUUUAACUGCGGGGCAUUUGUUGCUGGAAUAGUAAGGGGUGUUUUGGAUAGUGCAGGUUUUCCAUCAGUGGUAACGGCUCAUUUUGUACCUGUGGAGGGCCAGCAGCGACCACGUACAACCAUAUUGAUAAAAUUUGCUGAAGAGGAAACAGUGCUUGACAUGCAUCUGAAACCUGGCCUAACUGGAGCUGAGGCUGCAAAUGAACCAAGCUAUCCUGCUGGAGUAAUGGGCUGUUCAAUUUUGCCCUGUUGGAAUUUGGCCACAAGUUGA
Molecule: messenger RNA, 393 nt
Organism: Ilex paraguariensis (yerba mate)
Lineage: Eukaryota; Viridiplantae; Streptophyta; Magnoliopsida; Aquifoliales; Aquifoliaceae
Source: the annotation of a GenBank genome assembly